CCUAUGUAUGUAUGUGUGCGGACGACGAGAAAGAGAGAGAUAAGUUGAACGAAUGACGAGUAUGUGUAAGAACGUGAGAACAAAAAAUGAAGGCAGGAAGAAAGAUAUCGUGGUUUUUCGUUUGCGAACUGCGAGCUCGUGUUUGUUGCACGUGCUUUCUCAUAUAACACCUGGAAUUAUUCGAAAACAUCGAGCUUCGAUAAAUCCAUAACUACGAGAGUGAAAAUGAGUUUCCAAUGACGAUUCUCUAUGAUCCCACUCGUAAGAAAGAACCUUCUAUGGGUGUAUCACCACAGUAUGGUCAAGAAAGAGAAAUUUGUAUGAAAUUAUUUGAGAAGUGGAGUGAACCAGAACAAGUUCACUUUGUUGAACAAUUAUUAGCACGUAUGUGUCAUUAUCAACAUGGACACAUCAAUGCAUAUCUGAAGCCAAUGCUUCAAAGAGAUUUUAUUUCUCUUUUACCAAAAAAAGGAUUAGAUCACGUGGCAGAGAGUAUUCUUUCAUAUUUGGACGCCGAAUCAUUGACAGCUGCAGAAUUAGUUUGCAAAGAAUGGUAUAGAGUUAUCAGCGAAGGAAUGCUUUGGAAGAAAUUAAUUGAACGUAAAGUCAGGACGGAUUCAGUUUGGAGGGGCCUAGCAGAAAGGAGAGGAUGGAUACAAUAUCUGUUUAAACCUCGACCAGGAGAGAGUCAUCCGAAUCAUAACUUUUACAGAAAUCUUUAUCCCAAGAUUGUUAAAGAUAUUGAUAGUAUAGAUAAUAAUUGGAGAAUGGGUAGAUUUAACCUUCAAAGAAUAAACUGCAGAAGUGAAAAUUCAAAGGGUGUUUAUUGUCUACAAUAUGAUGACCAAAAAAUAGUCUCUGGAUUAAGAGAUAAUACAAUUAAAAUUUGGGACAGAAAUACAUUACAAUGCAUUAAGGUGUUGACUGGUCACACAGGUUCUGUCCUAUGUUUACAAUAUGAUGACAAAGCUAUAAUAUCAGGCUCUUCGGAUAGUACAGUAAGAGUGUGGGAUGCGACAACAGGUGAGAUGGUUAGUACGUUGAUACAUCAUUGCGAAGCAGUAUUACAUCUCAGAUUUAAUAAUGGUAUGAUGGUCACUUGCUCGAAGGAUCGUUCGAUAGCAGUUUGGGACAUGACAUCACAGAAGGAAAUUGCAUUGAGAAGAGUACUUGUGGGUCAUAGAGCAGCAGUGAAUGUAGUUGAUUUUGAUGAAAAAUAUAUCGUUUCUGCUAGUGGUGAUAGGACUAUUAAAGUAUGGAAUACAUCCACCUGCGAGUUUGUACGAACGUUAAAUGGACAUAAACGGGGUAUAGCGUGUUUGCAAUAUAGGGAUCGCUUAGUCGUGAGUGGCAGCAGUGACAACACUAUUAGAUUGUGGGACAUUGAAUGUGGAGCAUGUUUACGUGUUUUAGAAGGUCAUGAAGAAUUGGUCAGAUGUAUACGAUUUGACAGUAAACAUAUUGUUAGUGGAGCAUAUGAUGGAAAAAUUAAAGUAUGGGAUUUGGUAGCUGCAUUAGAUCCGCGUGCACUUGCAAAUACUUUAUGUCUGCGUACAUUAGUGGAACAUACCGGACGUGUAUUUCGUCUUCAAUUUGACGAAUUCCAAAUAGUAUCAUCAUCACACGAUGAUACGAUACUAAUUUGGGACUUCCUUAAUUUUAAUCCAUCAAAUGGAUCUGUAUCUAGCGGUCCAGCAGCACCAAUUAAUGCUUUAGCUGCCAACCAAUCUGGUACCAGAUCUCCUUCUCCAUUCGAGUGACUCAUCAACAGGAAGAUUCCUUUAUUGUGAUAUAAUUACAAGUGGUUAGUGAGUGAAUUGAAUGUGUUCACGAUAGUGUACACAAAACAUGAAGAACAAGUGUCCAGUGUGAACAGCGCCUAAACAGACACAGACAUCCUAAAACUCUUGAUCAUGGACUUUGGUUUGUUAUUUGCAGUGAAACUCGAAAGAAAUUCCCUUGAGAUAGGAGAUAUGUACUGACUUAUAUAAAAAUAUUAAUUAAUUUAUAUGCGCUUGAGGCACACACACUGCGUUUAGUAAUGAACAGUAUAUUAAAACCAUAUAAAUACAUCCCAUGGAUUUGCCGUCUGCUAUGGCCAUAUCUGGAUUUCUUCUACGCUCUAUGAUACGAUAGAAGUUGACCAUUUUACUACUAUGAAAAAGACUUGAAACACGCAACAAAAUGAAAAUGUUUUAGGGAGGCUGGAUACACUUAAUAAGAUAUUAGAUGUAUUAUAGUAAAUUAAUGAUUUUUUUAUAUAAUUAAUUUAUGCUAAGGAAAUUGUAAACUGUUGUCUGAUCGGGAUACUUAUUUUGUGUGAAUGUGAAAAUGCAACUUCAUAAAACAAUUAUGACAAUUAUCAUGUUUCAUCACUUUCAAAGGUAGCUAAGGUGGAUCGCUAUAUCAUGUUAAGUAGCAUUGAUAUAACAUCAAGAACUAAAUGUAUAGAGAGAUUAUUUUUUUCUUUUUUUUUUUUUCUUUUUUUUGUAGAUACUAUUAUUUUGCAAUAUUCAUUUUACAUAAAAAUGGGUAAAAGUCAACUAUUUCCGCGUUGCCACAUGGCAAAAUGUUAUUUGCAUUUAAAAUAUUAUGUUCGAUAUAUACACAGAGAGAUGUAAAUAUUCAUGCAGGCAAUGUAGUAUCUCUGAAACAAUGUAGUUGCUAUAAAAAGUUAUUGUAACUUGAUUACUGAUCUCGGAUAGAGCAUAAUUUUUAUGUUGUGUGUUUAAUGUGUACUAAUGAUAUUUCUUCGGAUUAAAUAUUGAGGUUAUUUUAUCAAUUUAAAAAUUUCUCUAAAGCAGUAUCGCUCUUGAAUGAAAUUUUAUGUUUAUGUCCAACGUCGAAUAGAUGAUUUUUGUUAUAAUGAUCAAUAGAAAUACAAUAUUGCGUAUAGACAUUUACAUAUGAUCUUAUUAAGCCAUAAAAAGAAAAUUAUUUGUUUUCCAGGUUGUCAUAAAAUGUAAUAAUGUAUUUUAGUAUGUAAUACCACACAGCAGAGAUGAGAUAUUUUUAUCCUGUUGUAAUUUUUAUAAUGUUCCAAAAAAAGAACCGAAGCUUAUUAUACGUAUGUAAUUUCUGAUAUUAACUCAAUACAUGAUUUGGAUUUUGCAUCGUA
Messenger RNA from Vespula pensylvanica (western yellowjacket), 3118 nucleotides. RefSeq names its product beta-TrCP (gene slmb). NCBI's taxonomy places the organism in Eukaryota, Metazoa, Arthropoda, Insecta, Hymenoptera, Vespidae. The transcript is spliced from 9 exons. The record is from RefSeq and is a predicted model, not a curated record. Gene Ontology annotation, molecular function: protein dimerization activity. The coding region runs from base 237 to 1760 and encodes 507 amino acids.